Sebastes umbrosus (honeycomb rockfish) is the source of this 2687-nucleotide messenger RNA. Its product is annotated as tetratricopeptide repeat protein 39C-like. The transcript has 14 exons. Gene Ontology annotation, biological process: otolith morphogenesis; cilium assembly. The record is from RefSeq and is a predicted model, not a curated record. NCBI's taxonomy places the organism in Eukaryota, Metazoa, Chordata, Actinopteri, Perciformes, Sebastidae. Gene Ontology annotation, molecular function: protein binding. Bases 612 to 2354 code for a protein of 580 amino acids.
ACAGGAUGCAUCUUCUCCUCAGCGGGCCUCAUCUCAUCCCUCCAUCCUCCCGGCGGUGCGCCGUGCGUAAUGACGCCAGGCCGUUUUGACGUGAUACUGUGCAUCCAGAGCAGAGCAGAGCAGCACAGCAGCCCAGAUCCUCGUUAUGUAAUGCAUCGGAUGCUGCUAGAGAGGAGCAGCUGCGGGGGAAAACGACCGACCGACAGACGGAUGGAUGGAUGGCUCAUUUAAUGACAAAUAUGUGCGUGUUGGCUUCUGAACUGACCGUAUCCAGCUGUCGACCAGAGAGAUGCUGAGUGGAGAUCUGAGGAGCGCAGUGUGAGUGCACCCGUCUGGGCAUCAGUGGCCUAUAUAUCCAUCUAUCUACCUAUCUAUCUCUCUAUCCAUCUCUCCAUCCUCCUGAAGGGGCUCAGACGUCUGGAGCCUGCAGAGGCUGCUCCUCCUUUCCUCUCGUAGCCGACCAGAGCAGCGUCUCUGUUUUAAAUUCGCCUCCUACAUCUGAGGAAACAAACCAAUGCGGCUUUGCUUCAGAGAGGAAUCAGCUUCAUAUCUAGUCCUCCAUCGCACCGGUGUAAUCCGACAUCAGCCUCUGCGUUGUGGCAUCAUCAACAAUGGCGGGUCCGGAGCAGUCCCAGCAGCAGCAGCAGCAGCAGGUCGAGGAGAAGGCAGAGUACAUAGAUGAUGCUGAGAUGGCCCUGCAGGGGAUCAACAUGCUGCUCAACAACGGAUUCAAGGAGAGCGACGAGCUCUUCAGGAGAUACAGGACCCAGAGCCCGCUGAUGAGCUUCGGGGCCAGUUUCGUCAGUUUCCUGAACGCCAUGAUGACCUUUGAGGAGGAGAAGAUGCAGACGGCCUGUGACGACCUGAGGACCACGGAGAAACUGUGUGAGAGCGACAGCGCCGGAGUCAUAGAGACAAUCAGAAACAAGAUUAAAAAAAGUAUGGACUCCCAGAGGUCAGGCGUCGUGGUCGUGGACCGCCUACAGAGACAGAUUAUUGUCGCCGACUGUCAGGUGUACCUCGCCGUGCUCUCCUUCGUCAAGCAGGAACUCUCAGCGUAUAUCAAAGGAGGCUGGAUUCUACGUAAGGCGUGGAAAAUGUACAAUAAGUGCCACAGUGACAUCAGCCAGCUGCAGGAGACCUUGCAGCAGAGGUCCUCUGGCCACCAGGAGUCCCUCUCGACGGACAACGCCAACCACAACGCGCCGGUGGAGAACUGCGUGACGGCCGAGGCCCUGGACCGCCUCAAGGGCUCCGUCAGCUUCGGCUACGGCCUCUUCCACCUGUGCAUCUCUAUGGUGCCGCCACACCUGCUCAAGAUCAUCAACCUGCUGGGUUUCCCUGGUGACCGUCUCCAGGGCUUGUCCUCCCUUAUGUAUGCGAGUGAGAGCAAGGACAUGAAGGCACCACUAGCUACGUUGGCCCUCUUGUGGUACCACACAGUAGUGCUGCCGUUCUUUGCUCUGGAUGGCUCCGAUACACACGAGGGGCUGCUGGAAGCCAAAGCUAUUCUGCUGAGAAAGUCGGUGGUUUACCCCAACUCAUCCCUCUUCAUGUUCUUUAAAGGACGGGUUCACAGGCUAGAGUGCCAUAUCAACAGUGCUUUGGCCUGUUUCCAUGAUGCAUUAGAGCUCGCAUCAGACCAAAGAGAGAUCCAGCAUGUGUGUCUCUAUGAGAUUGGCUGGUGUAGCAUGAUAGAGAUGAGUUUUGAAGAUGCAUACAGGGCAUUUGAACGGCUGAAGAAUGAGUCGCGUUGGUCGCAGUGCUACUAUGCCUACUUAACCGGAGUGUGUCAGGGUGCUUCGGGUGACCUGGAUGGAGCAAGCGGCGUUUUCAAAGAUGUGCAGAAGCUGUUCAAGAGAAAAAAUAACCAGAUAGAGCAGUUUGCUGUCAAAAGGGCUGAGAGAUUGAGAAAGAUCUCGCCCACCAGAGAGCUAUGCAUCCUCGGUGUGAUUGAAGUGCUGUAUCUGUGGAAAGCUCUUCCAAACUGCUCCUCUUCUAAACUGCAGAUAAUGAAUCAGGUGUUGCAGAGUUUAGAUGAGGCUUCGUGCAGAGGCCUGAAACACCUCCUUCUUGGUGCCAUUCACAAAUGUCACGGAAAUAUGAGGGAUGCUCUUCAGUCAUUGCAGCUAGCUGCUAGAGAUGAGUACGGACGACACAUCAACUCUUAUGUUCAGCCGUAUGCCGUCUAUGAGCUCGGAUGUAUACUCCUUGCAAAACAGGAGACUGUGGGAAGGGGGAGAUCAUUGCUACUUCAAGCCAAGGAGGAUUUUACAGGCUACGACUUUGAGAACAGGCUUCAUGUCCGCAUCCAUGCAGCCCUGGCUACUCUGAAGGAAGUUGUGCCUCAGUGACUCAAGAAGGGAGGCUAAAGCUAUGCUAAUGGCUUUUAACACCAAGUUUUGAGCCAUUUAAGAUAACUGUAUGACAUCCCAGUGAACAGAUUCUUGUGUUUUAUCAUUCUUGAAGGAUUUGGGGAAAUACACUUGUUUGUCAGAUUGGAAUGAAGUGUCAUCUCUGUGCGUUUUGUACAGAUAGACCCACUGUAGGCCUAUAUGGUGAUGUGCUCAUACUAGUUUAGCACAAAGAAGAUGGAUAUGACUAGCCUGCCUAGCUAUGGCUAGCAAGUUAAAAAACCGUGGCUAAAAACUCCAAAGCUAUGAUACCAGUACAGGCUCGUCUUAUUA